This is a messenger RNA of Monomorium pharaonis (pharaoh ant), 822 nucleotides long. RefSeq lists its product as uncharacterized. Bases 1 to 822 code for a protein of 273 amino acids. The record is from RefSeq and is a predicted model, not a curated record. The transcript has a single exon. Lineage: Eukaryota; Metazoa; Arthropoda; Insecta; Hymenoptera; Formicidae.
AUGGCCGAGAGUGACACGACUAACAAUUCGCAGAACACCGCGCCCAGCGCGACUAACGACCAUCAGAUCGGACGCAUCAGUAUACGGCCACCGCAAUUUAGCAAGGAAAAGCCGGCGAUAUGGUUCAUCCAAAUGAAGGCGCAGUUCGCCACCAGUGGGAUAACACAGGAUCUUACGAAGUUCUACCACGCCGUGCAAGCGCUUGAUGCGACCGUACUGCACGAGGUAAGCGAUAUCGUAACCAAUCCACCGACGGAUAAUAAAUACGAGACUCUAAAAACACGAAUAUUGACUGAGUUUCAAGAUAGCGAGGAGAAACGCCUUAAAACGCUCCUUAACCAAACCGAGCUCGGCGAUAAGCGACCAUCUCGUCUACUCAAGCACAUGAGAGACCUCGCGGAAAACAAGAUUUCCGAAGAACUACUCAAAUCGUUCUGGUUACAACGCCUUCCCACUAGCACGCAGACGAUACUCUCCAUCAGUCAAGAUCCACUCGACAAGCUAGCGACCAUGGCAGAUCGCGUACACGACAUCGCAUCCCCUAGCAUUUCCAACCUGGACCUAGUCCCCGCGACUUCCACCGCCACCUCACUAGAAAAUCAACUCUGCGAGUUAAUUAAAAGAGUUGAUCGCAUCGAGACUCGGAGACGAGACGCAUCCCCGCGACGCUACCGGAGGAGGUCCACCAGCAGGCCUCACAUCAGGUCAGCUUCACCAAGCGCGAAAAUCUGUUGGUAUCACCAACGUUUUGGUAGGGAGGCCAAGAGAUGCACUACGCCCUGCGACUGGUUGGACAAGACGACCAACCAAAAGGAAAACUAG